This is a messenger RNA of Schizophyllum commune H4-8, 597 nucleotides long. RefSeq names its product phosphatases II. Gene Ontology annotation, cellular component: cytoplasm. NCBI's taxonomy places the organism in Eukaryota, Fungi, Basidiomycota, Agaricomycetes, Agaricales, Schizophyllaceae. Gene Ontology annotation, molecular function: protein tyrosine/serine/threonine phosphatase activity. Gene Ontology annotation, biological process: protein dephosphorylation. The record is from RefSeq and is a predicted model, not a curated record. The transcript is spliced from 4 exons. Bases 1 to 597 code for a protein of 198 amino acids.
AUGUUUUCGGGCUCUGUCAGUGCGGAUGAGAUUGUGCCAGGGCAGGUUUUCCUUGGAAACUUGUCCGCGGCUCUCAGCCUAGAGUACCGCCAGCAGCACGGGAUUACCCACAUUCUCUCUGUCUGCCCAGAAUACGAGCCGACUAAGCGAGACCACCUGAUGAUCCCUGUGGACGACACUGAGUACGACGAUCUGCUCACUCAUUUGCCGAAAGCGUGCGACUUCAUCCAGGAUGCGCUGAACGGAGGGGGGAAGGUCCUUGUGCACUGUGUCAUGGGCGUCUCGAGGAGCACGACGGCGCUGGCUGCAUACUUAAUGCGAACUCAUUGCUGGACAGCUGGCGAGGCCCUCUCAUACAUCAGGAAGUCUCGCCCGAGGAUCCGCCCCAACUAUGGCUUCCUCAGCCAGCUCGACGUCUUCGCAGAGUGCGACUACGCUCCUUCACCAGCAGUCCCCGCUUACCUGUCGUGGAAGCGGCGUCACAAGCAAGAGAUGACAGCGUUCUUGAGUAAGAUUGUGGAUACCACUGGCAUUAUACCCGACCAAUUAUACCUUAGCGAGUGCGUUGUCCAUUCCCUGCGUCUAACUAUCUACUGA